Molecule: messenger RNA, 3062 nt
Organism: Tricharina praecox
Lineage: Eukaryota; Fungi; Ascomycota; Pezizomycetes; Pezizales; Pyronemataceae
Product: kinase-like domain-containing protein
Exons: 9
Coding region: 1-2673 (890 amino acids)
Biological process (GO): peptidyl-threonine phosphorylation; peptidyl-serine phosphorylation
Cellular component (GO): cytoplasm; nucleus
Molecular function (GO): ATP binding; protein serine/threonine kinase activity; protein tyrosine kinase activity
Source: RefSeq, a predicted model, not a curated record
AUGGAAUCGUGGUCUAAUUACGCUACAGAUCCAGCGAGCAAUCGUCAGUCACGGUACAACGCACUGCCACCGAACUCUGAUCCUUCCCCGCAGCACCCCCGGGAGUACGCCUCCCAACAGGUGCCGCAGCCACAAGGCCACACGCAACAGGGAUAUCAGGCGUAUCACGGCCAAGCGGGGACUGCCACAGCAGCAGGCUCGACGAAUCCACGUCCCGAGAAUCCCAACGAGUACAUGGACAUCCAGAUGCAGGACGCGGACUCGUAUGGUAGAGGGAAGUUUCAGCAGCAACAGCAACCACGGCAACCGUUUCUCAACGACGAACUCACGUCUCCGCAACAGACCCAGAGAUACUCCCCAAUGCCUCAACAAGGCCAAUACACCACCUCUGCAUCGUCGCAAUCCACCAAUCUUCCCCCGAUAUAUCCACACUCACAACACCGCCAGUCGCCGUCUCGACCUAAUUACACGAAUGCCUCACAAUCUUACUACAAUCAGAAUGCUUCCAGUAGCUCACCGCGUACGGGCGCACUGCCUCCUAUCCAAAACUAUCAGCAACAUUCAAUGCAACAUUCAGAUUCCAGCGGCGGUGGUAGCGGCGGGGGAGGAGGUGGGGGACGCUACUUUCCACAGUCGGCAGCGACGGCAUCACAGACAGCUCUCAUGUUUGAGACGUCUCCCCCUCAGCCCUCACCCCCAAGAGAUCCCGCGCCAAGAUUGCAGAGGGUUACUAAUAUGAGUGACCUGCAACCCCGAAUAAACACCCAACCCGCACACCGAAGAGCAAAUCCCGAGGGCGGGUUUAUCAGCCCCGUACAAGCCCUUACCACAUAUCUUCCCGCUACAUACCGCAUCUGUAACCCCCAGUUCAAAUACGAGUCGUCGCGGAACCCCCGGCGGGUCUUGACGAAGCCGAGCAAAGGUGUUAAGAACGAUGGUUAUGACAAUGAGGACAGUGACUACAUUCUCUAUGUGAAUGAUAUUCUGGGUUCGGAGGAGACCAAGAAUCGAUACCUGAUUUUGGACGUUCUCGGGCAAGGGACUUUCGGCCAAGUUGUCAAGUGUCAAAACAUGAAGACGCAAGAGGUGGUCGCAGUCAAGGUUGUGAAGAACAGGACUGCAUAUUUCAACCAGAGCAUGAUGGAGGUUUCAGUGCUGGAUCUGCUCAACAGCAAACUUGACAAGAACGACGACCAUCAUAUUCUGCGCCUGAAAGACACCUUCAUACACAAGCAGCAUCUUUGCCUUGUCUUCGAGCUGCUCAGUGUGAACCUGUACGAGCUCAUCAAGCAAAACCAGUUCCGGGGGUUGAGCACGACCCUUGUACGGGUGUUCGCCCAGCAGCUCCUGAAUGCGCUUUGCCUCUUGAACAAAGCUAGACUGAUUCAUUGCGAUCUGAAACCUGAGAAUAUCUUGCUGAAGAACUUGGAGAGUCCCAUCAUCAAGGUUAUCGACUUUGGUUCGGCAUGUGACGAACGGCAAACCGUUUACACAUACAUUCAGUCCCGAUUUUACAGAUCCCCAGAAGUACUACUCGGUCUCCCUUAUUCGUCGUCGAUUGAUAUGUGGUCACUCGGAUGCAUCGUCGUCGAGCUUUUCCUCGGACUACCUCUGUUCCCUGGCAGCUCCGAAUACAAUCAAGUCUCUCGGAUUACCGAUAUGCUGGGAGUACCACCGGUCUGGAUGAUUGAGAUGGGAAAGCAGGCUGGGGAUUUCUUCGAGAAGGUGACAGAUGAAUUCGGACGAAAGUCAUACAGGUUGAAGAGUAUGGAACAGUACUCCAAAGAACACAACACCAAGGAGCAGCCCGGAAAGAAGUACUUUCAGGCUACAACACUGCCAGAAAUUAUCCGGCAGUAUGCCAUGCCUCGGAAGAACAUGAAACCAAUCGAGAUUGAGAAAGAAAUGAACAACCGAGUGGCAUUCAUCGAUUUCGUGCGCGGCCUCCUAUGCAUCAGCCCGAUGGAGCGAUGGUCGCCACAGCAAGCUAAGAUGCACCCUUUCAUCACACAGCAGAAAUAUACCGGACCGUUCGUACCGCCCACGAACCUCAAGAACAGCUCGCCGCUCCAGAAGUCGCCCAUGUCCGCAAUGGAGCAGCAACAGCGAGCAGAGCAGGCGGCUCGGCAGAAGCAGCAACAGGCACAGGCGGCUCACGCCCAGGCUCAAGCUCAAGCCCAGGCUCAAGCACAACAAGCCCAGGCACAAGCCCAGGCCCAGGCACAAGCACAAGCACAAGCCCAGGUGCAGGCCCAAGCUACCUCUGGUUAUGGAUCCGUUGGCGGCUAUCACGCCCAAGCUCAAGCCCAACCUACCGGAUACAAUAGUGCCAACAUGUAUAAUCCGCCACAGCAACAGCAGCCUGCGCCACCAUCGUAUUCGACGGCAGGCAUGUACAACCAGCAGAAUGCACGAAACCGGCAGCGAUCCGCAACAAUGAUGGACGGUAUCCCUCCACAAAUCCAGAGAGCAGCUUCGAUGAUGGAUCCCAAUCAUCCCAUUCGACUCCAGCCUAGUCCUGCAUAUUUCCCUCCUCCUCCAGGAGGAGCUCCUGACGAUGGCGGAAACAACCGGCAACGGGGCCGCGGUGGUCCGUAUCGACGAGAUGUAAUAAGGAAUCUCGAGGAUCGCACUAUGGAGGAGGGCCUCUUCAAUAACCAACGGUGGAAAUAAUCAGGUGCAUAAUAUUCCGACGGUAGUGAGAUUUGUUACGAUAUUUGGUACUUUGUGCGGGGAAGUGACAUCGGCUGGUUCGACCGUGAUGAAUUCGGCUGAUUACUUGGUCCGGGAGCGUUUCUCCGAAGAUGAUGAGGCUUUGGACAAGAUCGGUCCAGUACGACACAGAUACCGGCAGCCCGGAGGCCUUACAGUGGAACGAUAUGAUGAUUGGGGGUAGUUCAGUGGGGUGGUCGGGUGGUGGGUGAGGGAAGUAAACACUGUCGAGGUGCUGUCCCAGAGGCAUCUCAUCUCCUUUAUCUAUCUUCACUGUCCGUGUUUUGAUGUUUUACUUUUUGCCUUUGCCGUAUAUCUGAUUCGAGUCUGUCUUUCUCUUUUUCCCUUCC